Acanthocheilonema viteae is the source of this 717-nucleotide messenger RNA. The record is from the annotation of a GenBank genome assembly. NCBI's taxonomy places the organism in Eukaryota, Metazoa, Nematoda, Chromadorea, Rhabditida, Onchocercidae.
AUGGAGAAUACAAGGUCAAGAAAUCGUUCAAACUCGAUUAGCAGCGAUACGCAGACAACCGCCGAUAUGCUACAUACGAAGCUUUCUGAAAUGGUUUGGGAAGCAAGCAGUAAACAAAUGAAAGAUACAUUUAAUUCUUACGGUCGUAUCGAUUUAUUUCGACCCUAUUUUGACGUUGAACCACGUCAAGUUCGAAAUCGCUUGAUACAAUCUUUCAUACCUCGAAAGCCUUCACAGAUGAAUGUUUCUAGUGAUAUGUAUGGACCAACAAUGAUUAUUCUUACUUUGGUCGCUUUGCUUCUCUAUUCCAUGAAAUCAUCCGGGUAUAUAGUACAAGAUGGUACUUUGAUCGGUACAGCAAUGGUUACUUGUUUUGGUGCUUGGUUUUUUAUGUCAUUGGUAAUAUAUGCACUGUGCUUGAUGUUUAAUGUGGAUAUAUCUUUUAUCCAUUUUUUCUCAUUAUAUAGUUUGUAUUUGUGUUCACGGACUCACGACAAAUCUCACAAAUUAGCUAUUAUUGUAGCAACCUGUAUAUUACAUCUUAGCUACCUAUGCUAUUUGCAUUAUGGCUUUCACGUUGUCGUUGAAGAAAUUGAUGAAAUUCUUGGCGAUGUGCAACAAAGUUCAGUCAUUUCUAUGCCAUUAUCCGUAGGUGCCGAGCAACAUUUUUAUGAUUCGGUAUACGGUGAAACGGUGGAAAAUUUUCUAACGGUUUGA